This is a messenger RNA of Lolium perenne, 3132 nucleotides long. NCBI's taxonomy places the organism in Eukaryota, Viridiplantae, Streptophyta, Magnoliopsida, Poales, Poaceae. The record is from RefSeq and is a predicted model, not a curated record.
AUGACGCCGGCGCCGCCCCCUUCCCUCGCAGCAAGAGCUGUCGACGGCCAUCCGCGACCUCGCCACCGCCGUCCGGGGCAUCCGCCCGUACCUCAUCGGUACGCAGGGGGUGACUACGCCGGUCUCGUCGCCACCCCUCGCCGCAUACCCGGCCGCGCCGAUCGCCCUUCCCGGCCAGGGAGCGCCCGCUCCACCCCCGGCCUCACCGCCGCCACCACCGUGGGCGUCCGGGCCGCCGGCCCCAGUCCGGGCCCCGCCUCGCUGCCCCAGGGGGUGCCCAUCCAGCGGGUCCAGUUCCCUCCAUCGCCCUCCCGACUCCCGGCGUGGGUGACCGCGACGGAGCCCCCGCCGAUCCACUCGGCCGCACCGGCUCCAUCCCCCGUCUACACCACCGCCGGGGACCCCCCGCGCCCGUCCUUCCCGGACCCGCCGCUCGCCCGCUUCGCCGAGCCGUCCGCUGGUCGCACGGAGUAUCCCGCCCAGGGCGCCACCGGCUUCGCUCCCCCACGCUACGCCAAGCUGGAAUUUGCCACAUACGACGGCGUCGAGGACCCCCUCAACUGGCUCAACCAGUGCGAGCAGUUCUUCCGGGGACAGCGUACCCUGGCUUCGGACCGGACGUGGCUCGCCUCGUACCACCUCCGCGGCGCCGCCCAGACGUGGUACUACUCCCUGGAGCAGGACGAGGGGUGGCAUGCCUCCAUGGGACCGGACUUCGCCGACCGCUUCCAGGCCCUCGCAUGCCAUGCGCCCGGCGUGACGGGCCAACAGCGUGCCGAGCUCUUCAUUGGCGGCCUCCCAGACCAUAUCCGUGUGGAUGUCGAGCUACAGGCUCCGCGGGACCUCCAGACGGCGAUGCACUACGCGCGCGCUUAUGAGCGUCGCGCCCAGGCGGUUCAGCAGACGCCCCUGGCUCGCGGCACCCGCGCCGCCCGACCUCCUCCUCCGACCGCGGCCGCCACCCGGCCCGCCCCACCUGGACCGACUGGCCCUGCCCCCGCAGCUACACGCACGUUCCGCCGCCUCACCCCGGCAGAGCAGCUCGAACGCCGCCGCCUGGGACUCUGCUUCAACUGCGAUGACCCAUACACGCCCGGUCACGUGUGCCCUCGCCUCUUUUACCUGGAGACCAUUGACGUUGAGGAGGGCGACCCGAUGACAGGGCCGGUUGCCGCGGCAUCCGAGAUGGCCGGGCCGACCGAUGCAGCUGCCAUGGCCUUCGUCGUGUCCCUCCACGCGCUCGCCGGCAUCCGCCACGAGCGGACGAUGCUGCUUCCGUUCACUAUCCAGGACGAGCCUCUGGUGGCGCUACUGGACACGGGGUCUACGCAUAAUUUCCUUCCCGCCGCCACUAUGCGCCGCCUCGCGCUACAGCCGACAUGUUGGGAUACCCUCCGCGUGACCGUGGCCAACGGUGACCGCCUCCACUGCCAUGGGGUGGUCCAGCACGUUCCCCUUACCAUCAGCGACGAGCACUUCGUCAUCACGUGCGCCGGCAUCGACUUGGGCUGCUUCGACUUCAUCCUUGGCCGCCAGGGACGCCACAUUCGCUGGGAGGGUCUCGGGGGCACAUCUCCCGCGCCGCAGCUCCAGCUAGUCUCUGGGGCCGACGACGCCGAGCACCCCCUCCUGACGCACCUCCUGCAGCAGCACGGCGACAUCUUCGAGGAGCCGCAGGGCCUGCCGCCCCCACGAGCGUGUGACCAUCGCAUACACUUGCUCCCGGGGUCGGCGCCAGUGGCGGUGCGCCCAUACCGCUACCCCCAGCUGCAGAAGGACGAGCUGGAGCGCCAGUGCGCGCUCAUGUUGGCGGCGGGCAUCAUCAGGAUCUCCACGUCCCCGUUCUCCGCGCCGGUGCUCUUGGUGCGCAAGUCAGAUGGCACGUGGCGCUUCUGCAUCGAUUACCACGCCCUCAACGCCCUCACGCUCAAGGACAAGUUCCCGAUCCCGGUGGUUGACGAGCUGUUUGACGAGCUCCACGGCGCGAGGUUCUUCACCAAGCUCGACCUCCGCUCAGGCUAUCAUCAGGUGCGCAUGCACCCGGAGGACAUCGCCAAGACGGCGUUCCGGACACACCAUGGCCACUUCGAGUUCGUGGUGAUGCCUUUCGGCCUCACCAACGCGCCCGCGACCUUCCAGGCCCUGAUGAAUGAUGUCCUUCGCCCAUACAUACGUCGUUUUGUGCUGGUUUUUUUCGAUGAUAUCUUGAUCUACAGCGCAUCAUGGGCGGAGCACCUGCAGCAUGUCGCCAUCGUCUUCAACGAGCUUCGAGCGCAUCGACUUCACCUCAAGCGCUCGAAGUGCUCGUUUGCGACGACCUCGGUGGCCUAUCUCGGUCACGUCAUCUCCGCCGACGGGGUGGCGAUGGAUGCGGACAAGGUGGCGGCGGUCGCCGCCUGGCCGACGCCGCGUUCACCACGCGCCCUCCGCGGGUUCCUGGGCCUCGCCGGCUACUACCGGAAGUUCAUCCGGGAUUUUGGCCUCAUCGCCUCGCCGCUCACGCGCCUGCUGCGGCACGAGGCCUUCGCUUGGGACGACGAGGCUACCGCUGCCUUCGAGGCCCUCAAGGGGGCUCUGACGACGGGCCCCGUUCUCCAGAUGCCGGACUUCGACAGGCCGUUCAUCGUCGACUGCGACGCCUCCGGGGCGGGGUUCGGUGCCGUCCUUCACCAGGGUGACGGGCCGCUCGCCUACUUCAGCCGGCCGUUUGCUGCACGCCACCUCAAGCUUGCGGCGUACGAGCAGGAACUCAUUGGCUUGGUUCAGGCCGUCCGCCACUGGCGCCCCUACCUAUGGGGGCGCUCGUUCCGCGUAUGUACGGACCACUACAGCCUUAAGUUCCUCUUGGACCAGCGGCUGUCGACGGUGCCCCAGCACCAGUGGAUCAGCAAGCUGUUUGGCUUCGACUUCACGGUGGAGUAUCGUUCGGGGCGCCUCAACACGGUGGCCGACGCCUUGUCCCGCCGCGACGCCGAUCCCGACGCCACUGAGGGGGACUCGGACGGACGCCUGCUCUGCAUCCGCUCGGGGCCCUCCUUCGUCCUCUUCGACCGCAUCCGCCAGGCGACGGUGUCCGCGCCGGAUGCCCAGCUUCUGCGGCAGCAGCUCGACGCGGGCAGGGUAUUAACUUAA